Molecule: messenger RNA, 834 nt
Organism: Guillardia theta CCMP2712
Lineage: Eukaryota; Cryptophyceae; Pyrenomonadales; Geminigeraceae
Exons: 1
Biological process (GO): protein phosphorylation
Molecular function (GO): ATP binding; protein kinase activity
Source: RefSeq, a predicted model, not a curated record
AUGGAUCAUGCUUCCACUGAUGAAGGCAAGAGCGACUACUUUGAGAUUGGCAAGGUUCUUGGAACCGGCGGGCAGGGCACGACCUACUUGGCGACGGAUAAAAGGACUGGACAGCAGACAGUGUUGAAGCAGAUUUAUUGUUCUGGGCUUCAAGAAACUAACAAGGCGAUUGAAGAGGCGAUGAUGCUCUCUCGGCUGAAACACAGGCACGUUGUAUCUUACAACGAAGUAUUUCUUGGUUCAGACCUCACUAAGGGUAAUUAUGUCGGGAUUGUUAUGGAGUUCUGUUCCGGGGGCGAUCUUUAUCAAAUGCUGUGUCGUCAGAGAAGCAAGAAGAAGCCGAUCAGCGUGCGGAGGGUGAAAAUGUGGAUCUUGCAACUUUGUGAAGCCCUCAAGUAUCUGCACUCUCAGAAGGUCAUCCAUCGUGACGUCAAGCCUAUGAACGUGUUGCUAGAUGCAGAAGGAGAUCUGAAGAUAGCUGACUUUGGUCUUGCAAGACAUGGGGUCACUCAAAGCAAGCUCGCGAUGACCCAGUGCGGCACCCCAGGGUACGAGAGCCCGGAAGUUCAGAUGGGCCACGGCUAUGAUUUCAAGACGGACAUCUGGGGGCUAGGAUGUGUUGUGUGUGACAUGGCAACACUGAAGUUCAUGCAUGAGAGACCAGGGUCCUUGGCGACUCAAGUUCAAGUCGACCCGAAGGCGAUUGUCAAGGUCAUACAGCCGGUGAUGGACUUGUAUGGGCCAGACAUUCAUUCGCUUCUUUCUUCGAUGCUGCAACCUGAUCCAAAGAAGAGGCCAUCGGCGGCUGAGAUUGUCGAAUACAAAUUCUUGAAG